AUGAGUUCGAGUUCAGAUGCGGAGAUGGCUGUUUAUGGUGAGGCUGCUCCCUAUCUUCGAAAAUCGGAGAAGGAGCGAAUUGAGGCUCAAAACAAGCCAUUUGAUGCAAAAACAUCAGUGUUUGUGGCAGAGCCCAAGGAAUCAUAUGUGAAAAGCACAAUACAAAGCAGGGAAGGAGGAAAAGUAACUGUAAAGACUGAAGGUGGAGCUACUCUAAUUGUCAGGGAAGACCAAGUCUUCCCCAUGAACCCUCCAAAAUAUGACAAGAUUGAGGACAUGGCCAUGAUGACUCACUUACACGAACCUGGAGUGCUGUACAACCUUAAAGAGCGUUAUGCAGCCUGGAUGAUCUAUACCUAUUCAGGCCUCUUCUGUGUCACCGUCAACCCUUACAAGUGGCUGCCUGUAUAUAACCCUGAGGUGGUGUCUGCCUACAGAGGCAAAAAGCGGCAGGAGGCCCCACCCCACAUCUUCUCCAUCUCUGACAAUGCCUAUCAGUUCAUGCUGACUGAUCGUGAGAACCAGUCCAUCUUGAUCACUGGAGAAUCUGGUGCAGGAAAGACUGUGAACACCAAGCGUGUCAUCCAGUACUUUGCAACAAUUGCAGUAACUGGGGAGAAGAAGAAAGAGGAAGCUACUUCUGGCAAAAUGCAGGGGACUCUGGAAGAUCAAAUCAUCAGUGCCAACCCUCUACUGGAGGCUUUUGGCAAUGCGAAGACUGUGAGGAACGAUAACUCUUCUCGCUUUGGAAAAUUCAUUAGAAUCCACUUCGGUACUACAGGAAAGCUGGCUUCUGCAGAUAUCGAAACAUAUCUUCUAGAAAAAUCUAGAGUUACUUUCCAGCUAAAGGCUGAAAGAAGCUACCAUAUUUUUUAUCAGAUUACUUCUAAUAAAAAACCAGAUCUGAUCGAGUUGCUCCUGAUCACUACCAACCCUUAUGACUAUGCUUUUGUCAGCCAAGGGGAGAUUACAGUCCCCAGCAUUGAUGACCAAGAAGAGUUAAUGGCUACCGAUAGUGCUAUUGAUAUCUUGGGCUUUUCUCCAGAAGAAAAAAUAUCUAUCUAUAAGCUCACAGGAGCUGUUAUGCACUAUGGAAAUAUGAAAUUCAAGCAAAAGCAGCGUGAGGAGCAAGCUGAGCCAGACGGCACUGAAGUUGCUGACAAGGCAGCGUAUCUCCAAUGCCUAAAUUCUGCUGACCUUCUCAAAGCCUUGUGCUAUCCCAGAGUCAAGGUCGGCAAUGAAUAUGUCACCAAAGGUCAGACUGUGCAACAAGUAUACAAUGCAGUAGGUGCUCUGGCUAAAGCUGUCUAUGAAAAGAUGUUUCUAUGGAUGGUUACCCGCAUUAACCAGCAAUUGGACACCAAGCAACCCAGGCAGUACUUUAUUGGAGUCCUGGAUAUAGCAGGAUUUGAAAUCUUUGAUUUCAACAGCCUGGAGCAGUUGUGCAUCAAUUUCACCAACGAGAAACUGCAACAGUUUUUCAAUCACCACAUGUUUGUGCUAGAACAGGAAGAGUACAAAAAGGAAGGCAUUGAAUGGGAGUUCAUUGACUUUGGGAUGGACCUGGCUGCCUGCAUUGAGCUCAUUGAGAAGCCACUGGGCAUUUUCUCUAUCUUGGAAGAGGAGUGCAUGUUCCCCAAGGCCACAGACACCUCCUUCAAGAACAAGCUGUAUGACCAGCACUUGGGCAAAUCCAACAACUUCCAGAAGCCUAAGCCUGCCAAAGGCAAAGCUGAGGCCCACUUCUCCCUGGUACAUUAUGCUGGCACUGUGGACUACAACAUUGCAGGCUGGCUUGAUAAGAAUAAGGACCCACUCAAUGAUACAGUGGUGGGAUUGUAUCAGAAGUCUGCAAUGAAAACACUGGCUAGUCUCUUUUCCACUUACGCUAGUGCUGAAGCAGGUACCUUAGAUGGUGCAAAGAAAGGUGCUAAGAAGAAAGGAUCUUCUUUUCAAACUGUAUCAGCACUUUUCAGGGAAAAUCUAAAUAAACUCAUGACCAAUCUGAGAAGCACACAUCCUCAUUUUGUAAGGUGCAUCAUUCCCAAUGAGACAAAGACACCUGGGGCAAUGGAGCAUGAACUUGUCCUGCACCAGCUGAGAUGUAAUGGUGUGCUGGAAGGCAUUCGUAUUUGUAGGAAAGGAUUCCCAAGCAGAAUUUUAUAUGGGGAUUUUAAACAAAGAUACAAAGUUUUAAAUGCAAGUGCUAUUCCAGAGGGACAGUUUAUAGAUAGCAAGAAGGCUUCUGAGAAACUUCUUGGCUCCAUUGAUAUUGAUCACACUCAAUAUAAAUUUGGACAUACUAAGGUGUUCUUCAAAGCUGGCCUUCUGGGUCUUUUAGAAGAAAUGAGAGAUGAAAAGUUGGCUCAGAUCAUAACAAGAACUCAAGCUGUCUGUAGGGGUUUCUUAAUGAGGGUAGAAUAUCAAAAGAUGUUGCAAAGGAGAGAAGCCCUUUUUUGCAUUCAGUACAAUGUCCGUGCCUUUAUGAAUGUCAAGCAUUGGCCCUGGAUGAAGCUCUUCUUCAAGAUCAAGCCACUCCUCAAGAGUGCAGAGACUGAGAAAGAGAUGGCUACUAUGAAGGAAGAGUUCCAAAAGACCAAAGAUGAACUCCUCAAGGCAGAAGCAAAAAGAAAAGAGCUGGAGGAAAAACUAGUCACUCUCUUAAAGGAGAAAAAUGACCUGCAACUUCAAGUUCAAUCUGAAGCUGAUGCCUUGUCUGAUGCAGAGGAAAGGUGUGAACAACUGAUUAAAAACAAAAUUCAGCUAGAGGCCAAAAUCAAAGAGGUGACAGAGAGAGCUGAAGAUGAGGAAGAGAUCAAUGCUGAACUGACAGCCAAGAAGAGGAAACUGGAAGAUGAAUGUUCAGAACUGAAAAAAGACAUCGAUGACCUUGAGCUAACGCUGGCCAAGGUGGAAAAGGAAAAGCAUGCUACAGAAAAUAAGGUGAAAAACCUCACAGAAGAGAUGGCAGGUCUGGAUGAAACUAUUGCAAAACUAACCAAGGAGAAGAAGGCUCUCCAAGAGGCACACCAGCAGACCCUGGAUGACCUGCAGGCAGAAGAGGACAAAGUCAACAGCCUGACCAAAGCUAAAACCAAGCUGGAGCAGCAAGUGGAUGAUCUUGAGGGGUCUCUGGAGCAAGAAAAGAAACUUCGAAUGGACUUAGAAAGAGCCAAGAGGAAACUGGAAGGCGACCUAAAAUUAGCCCAAGAGUCCACAAUGGAUAUAGAAAAUGACAAGCAACAACUGGAUGAGAAACUUAAAAAGAAAGAAUUUGAAAUCAGCCAUCUAUUAAGCAAAAUUGAAGAUGAGCAGGCAGUAGAAAUUCAACUGCAGAAGAAGAUCAAAGAAUUACAAGCACGCACGGAGGAGCUGGAGGAAGAAAUUGAGGCAGAACGAGCUUCCAGGGCAAAAGCAGAGAAGCAGCGCUCGGAUCUCUCACGGGAACUGGAGGAGAUCAGUGAGCGACUGGAAGAGGCUGGAGGGGCAACUUCGGCCCAGGUUGAGAUGAACAAAAAGAGGGAGACUGAAUUCCAAAAACUACGGAGGGACCUGGAGGAGGCCACCCUACAGCACGAGGCCACGGCUGCAGCUCUUCGCAAGAAGCAUGCAGACAGUGUGGCUGAACUUGGGGAACAGAUAGACAACCUGCAGAGGGUCAAGCAGAAACUGGAGAAGGAGAAGAGUGAGCUGAAGAUGGAGAUUGAUGACUUUAGCAGUAACUCUGAGGCCCUUUCUAAAGCCAAGGGAAACCUUGAAAAGACAUGUCGCACCCUAGAAGAUCAAGUGAGUGAACUUAAGACCAAGGAAGAAGAACAACAGAGACUAAUCAAUGAUCUGACAGCCCAGAGAGCACGUCUACAGACAGAAUCAUCUGAAUAUUCCCGACAAUUAGAUGAGAAAGAUGCUUUAGUUUCCCAGCUUUCAAGGAGCAAACAGGCAUCUACUCAGCAGAUUGAGGAAUUGAAACGUCAGCUAGAGGAAGAAACUAAAGCCAAGAAUUCCCUGGCCCAUGCCCUGCAGUCCUCCCGCCAUGAUUGUGACCUGCUGCGGGAACAGUAUGAAGAGGAACAGGAAGGUAAAGCUGAGCUGCAGAGGGCACUGUCUAAGGCCAACAGUGAAGUUGCUCAGUGGAGGACUAAGUAUGAGACAGAUGCCAUCCAGCGCACAGAAGAGUUGGAGGAAGCUAAGAAAAAAUUAGCUCAACGUCUGCAAGAUGCUGAAGAACAUGUAGAAGCAGUGAAUGCCAAAUGUGCUUCUCUUGAAAAGACCAAGCAGCGACUCCAGAAUGAAGUGGAAGAUCUUAUGCUGGAUGUAGAAAGAUCUAAUGCUGCCUGUGCAGCUCUUGAUAAAAAGCAAAGGAACUUUGACAAGAUCCUAUCUGAAUGGAAACAGAAGUAUGAGGAAACUCAAGCUGACCUUGAGUCCUCUCAAAAGGAGUCUCGAUCUCUAAGUACUGAACUAUUCAAGGUGAAAAAUGCCUAUGAAGAAUCCCUAGAUCAACUUGAAACACUAAAGAGAGAGAAUAAGAACUUGCAGCAGGAGAUUUCUGAUCUCACUGAGCAGAUUGCAGAAGGAGGAAAGCAAAUUCAUGAAUUGGAAAAGAUAAAGAAGCAAGUAGAACAAGAAAAAUGUGACAUUCAGGCUGCCUUAGAGGAAGCAGAGGCAUCUCUUGAACAUGAAGAAGGAAAAAUACUCCGUAUUCAGCUGGAAUUAAACCAAGUCAAAUCUGAAAUAGACAGGAAAAUUGCUGAAAAAGAUGAAGAAAUUGAUCAGCUGAAGAGAAAUCACACUAGAGUUGUUGAGACAAUGCAGAGCACCCUUGAUGCUGAAAUCAGGAGCAGGAAUGAUGCUCUAAGAGUUAAGAAAAAAAUGGAAGGAGAUCUGAAUGAAAUGGAAAUACAGUUGAACCAUGCCAAUCGUUUAGCUGCAGAGAGCUUGAGAAACUACAGAAACACCCAAGGCAUCCUCAAGGACACUCAACUUCACCUGGAUGAUGCUCUCAGAGGCCAGGAAGAUCUGAAAGAGCAACUGGCAAUUGUGGAGCGCAGAGCAAGUCUUUUGCAGGCUGAGGUGGAGGAGCUGCGCACCUUUUUGGAGCAAACAGAGAGGAGCCGUAAAAUUGCAGAACAGGAGCUUCUGGAUGCCUCUGAACGUGUCCAACUCCUGCAUACCCAGAAUACAAGCCUGAUAAAUACUAAGAAGAAAUUAGAAAAUGAUGUUUCACAACUUCAGAGUGAAGUGGAAGAAGUAAUUCAAGAAUCACGCAACGCAGAAGAGAAGGCCAAAAAGGCUAUCACUGAUGCAGCCAUGAUGGCUGAGGAGCUAAAGAAGGAGCAAGACACCAGUGCCCACCUGGAACGAAUGAAGAAAAAUCUGGAGCAGACAGUAAAGGACCUGCAGCACCGUCUGGAUGAGGCUGAGCAACUGGCCCUGAAGGGUGGGAAGAAGCAGAUCCAGAAACUGGAGACCAGAGUACGUGAGCUGGAAGGAGAGGUUGAAAAUGAACAGAAACGCAAUGCUGAAGCUGUUAAAGGUUUACGAAAGCAUGAAAGAAAAGUAAAGGAACUCACUUAUCAGGGUGAAGAAGACCGUAAGAAUGUUCUCAGGCUACAGGACUUGGUGGAUAAAUUACAGGCAAAGGUGAAAUCAUACAAGAGGCAAGCUGAGGAGGCUGAGGAACAAUCUAAUGCUAAUCUUGCCAAAUUCCGAAAGCUACAACAUGAACUGGAGGAGGCUGAGGAACGGGCUGACAUUGCUGAAUCUCAGGUCAACAAGCUAAGGAUGAAGAGCCGGGAGGUUCACACAAAAAUGAUUAGUGAAGAGUGA
This is a messenger RNA of Suncus etruscus (white-toothed pygmy shrew), 5829 nucleotides long. RefSeq names its product myosin-8-like. The transcript has 38 exons. Gene Ontology annotation, molecular function: ATP binding; actin filament binding; cytoskeletal motor activity. Gene Ontology annotation, cellular component: myosin complex. NCBI's taxonomy places the organism in Eukaryota, Metazoa, Chordata, Mammalia, Eulipotyphla, Soricidae. The record is from RefSeq and is a predicted model, not a curated record. Bases 1 to 5829 code for a protein of 1942 amino acids.